CCGCUGAAAAUCCGUAAACUCUCAAGCCGUUCUCAGUUUUCUCUAGGUCCGGGAAGAGCUCCUCGAUCGUCACGAUCGCCAGCGAUGGCAAAUCCUCCGAAGCCAUGGAAAGCCGAAUAUGCCAAGUCCGGACGGUCUUCGUGCAAGACCUGCAAGUCCCCCAUCGACAAAGAACAACUACGCCUUGGCAAGAUGGUCACUGCCACCCAGUUCGACGGAUUCAUGCCCAUGUGGAAUCAUGCUGGUUGCGUCUUCAAGAAACAAAACCAGAUAAAAUCCCUUGAUGAUGUCGAAGGCAUAGACUCAUUGCGUUGGGAUGAUCAAAAAAGGAUAAAGAGUUAUGUUGAGGGUGGAGCCUCAAGUGGUAGUACAGUUGCCACUGCAGUUGCAACUACAAUUGCUGAUAAUGAGUGUUCCAUUGAAGUUUCCCAAACUUCUCGUGCUACCUGCAGACAUUGUAGUCAGAAGAUUCUGAAAGGAACGGUUCGUGUCUCAACUAAUGCUGAGGGAAAAGGUGCUCGAGGUCUCUUAUGGCAUCAUGUCAGCUGUUUCAUCACUAUGUCUCCAUCAAGCAGUAUAGAAAAAGUUUUAGGGUGGGACAGCCUUUCCCCUCAAGAUAAAGAAGCUGUUUCUGCACUUUAUAAAAGGGAGAAAUCUAAACAUAUAGAAGGCAAUCAAGCAACUUCACAAGGUGCGAAGAGGAAGACUGCCGGGUCAAACAAUCAGAAACCAAAAGUUCUCAAGGUUGAUCUAAACAAUUCAUCAGACAGAAGACCAAGCAAAGGAAACAAAGUGCCUGAUUAUGAUAAUUCUGACACCAUGGAACUGGACAAUAGAUUGGAAAUGCAGAGCAAGCUGUUGUGGGAUAUAAAAGAUGAGCUUAAAAAGGAGGUGAGUGUGGCUGAGCUGCGGGAGAUGCUUGAAGCAAAUGAACAGGAUUCAAAAGGAUCUGAACAUGAUCUCCGAGAUUGUUGUGCUGAUGGGAUGCUAUUUGGUGCAUUGGAUAAAUGCCCACUCUGCUCUGGUUCUUUGCGUUACUCUGGAGGCCGGUAUCAUUGUCAUGGUUAUUUGUCAGCAUGGAGCAAGUGUUCAUACUCAACAAACGAACCAGUACGCCUUAUGGAAAAAUGGAAAAUUCCUAAAGAAACGACUAACAAGUAUCUUAUAAAAUGGUACAGGUCUCAAAAGACCAAGAAACCCGAAAGACUUCUUCCUCCCUCCACUAGUAAGUCUGUCAUUGGGCAUACAUCUGAUUCAUCUCAGCCAUCCAAUGAUGACAAGUUGGAGAAAUUAAAAGUUGCUAUUGCUGGGAAAUCCAGUGCAGAUUUCGAAGAACUGAAACCAAAACUUGAGGCAGCUGGAGUAAAAUUUCAUAUGAAAAUCAUGAAAGAUACUAGCUGUUUGAUAUGGAGUGGUGAGGUGAACAAUGAUGAUCCUCAAAUAAAAAAAGCAAGGAGGAUGAAAUUGCCCAUUGUUAGGGAAGAUUACCUUCAUGGAUGCAUUAGAAAGCAGAAGAAGCUUCCUUUUGACUCGUACAAGAUUGGGGUUGCUUCAGAAACCUCAAGAAGCGGUGUUGUCACUGUAAAAGUGAAAGGAAGAAGUGCUGUGCAUGAGGCUUCUAAUUUGCAGGAAACUGGUCAUAUUUUAGAAGUUGGACAAAGCAUCUAUAACACUACUUUAAAUAUGUCUGAUCUUUCUACUGGUAUAAACAGUUACUACAUCCUUCAGAUAAUCCAACAAGAUAAUGGUUCAGACUGCUGUGUUUUCCGGAAGUGGGGACGAGUUGGCAAUGAUAAAAUUGGAGGAAUGAAAUUCGAAUGGAUGUCAAAAUCAGAUGCAAUUCAGCAAUUUAAACAUGUUUUUCUUGAGAAGACAGGGAAUCCGUGGGAAGCAUGGGAACAGAAGAUUAACUUCCAGAAGCAACCUGGAAGAUUUUACCCACUAGAUAUUGAUUAUGGUGUCAAACAAGCUCCAAAAAAGAAUCCAUCUAACCUGAAAAGCCAGCUUGAACCUCGGUUGUUCGAAUUAAUGAAAAUGCUUUUUAAUGUUGAAACCUAUAGGUCUGCAAUGUUAGAAUUUGAGAUCAAUUUGUCUGAAAUGCCACUCGGAAAGCUAAGCAAGGAGAAUAUUCAAAAAGGAUUUGCAGCAUUAACAGAGAUACAGAACUUGAUUUGCAACACUACAUAUGCUCCAGCUGUUAAAGAAAGCUUGAUUGUUGAUGCUAGCAAUCGAUUUUUUACCUUUAUCCCCUCCGUCCAUCCUCAUCUGAUACAACAUGAAGAUGACAUCAAGGCAAAGGUGAAAAUGCUUGAAGCUCUAAAAGACAUUGAAAUCGCUUCCCGACUGGUGGGUUUUGAUAGAGAUGAUGAUAUGUCUCUUGAUGAAAAAUAUGAGAAACUUCAGUGUGGUAUUACUCCAUUAUCACAUGAUAGUGAAGACUAUCAGCUGGUCAAGAAAUAUCUUCUUAAUACCCAUGCUCCAACUCACAAGGAUUGGUCCCUUGAACUUGAAGAAGUUUUUGUACUUGAAAGAGAAGGAGAGUGUGAUAAGUUUGCACCAUUUAAAGAUAUGAAAAAUAAGAUGCUGCUGUGGCAUGGUUCACGUUUGACAAACUUUGUGGGAAUUCUUAGCCAAGGACUGAGAAUUGCACCUCCAGAAGCUCCAACAACUGGCUACAUGUUUGGCAAAGGUAUUUACUUUGCUGACCUAGUAAGUAAGAGUGCACAAUAUUGCUAUGUGGACAAGAAUGAUCCUGUAGGUUUAAUGCUUCUCAGUGAAGUUGCUUUGGGAGAGAUCCACGAGCUCAAGAAGGCUACGUAUAUGGAUAAGCCACCAAAAGGGAAACAUUCAACUAAAGGAUUGGGAAAGACGGUGCCACUGCAGUCUGAGUUUGAGAUGUGGAGGGAUCAAGUAGUUGUGCCCUGUGGCAAGCCUGUUUCAUCAACCAUCCUAGCAUCAGAGUUACUUUACAAUGAGUACAUCGUUUAUAAUAUGGCUCAGGUCAAGAUGCAGUUUUUGUUGAAAGUUCGGUUUCAUCACAAAAGGUGAGAAAGUUGGUCUGAUGUCAAGAGACCUUACUUUUGGAGAACCCUGUGUGGUGUUCAAAUUUUGGCCCUCGUAUUUGGUGUUUCAACUUGUUACAAGCAUCAAGAUUUUGGCACAAUUCGACAGUAUUUGCUACUCAAUGGACUUGGUUGUAAAUAAGUUGCCUGUGUUGAUACUACCACCUGUAAAUAUAUGGUCACUUUUGUUGUAAAAAUGGUCAUUUACUAGUUUAUUAGUAUGCUCCUAGUUAACUUA
This is a messenger RNA of Zingiber officinale, 3300 nucleotides long. Its product is annotated as poly [ADP-ribose] polymerase 1-like. Gene Ontology annotation, cellular component: nucleus. Bases 85 to 3048 code for a protein of 987 amino acids. Lineage: Eukaryota; Viridiplantae; Streptophyta; Magnoliopsida; Zingiberales; Zingiberaceae. The record is from RefSeq and is a predicted model, not a curated record. The transcript has 20 exons. Gene Ontology annotation, molecular function: DNA binding; zinc ion binding; NAD+ poly-ADP-ribosyltransferase activity.